CAUCAUCAGCUGGCUCGUGCGGAGCUUCAAGUACGUGUUUGGCCUGCGCUUCGAGGUGAAGGGCCGGCAGAAGCUGGAGGUGGACCAGCCCUGCGUCAUCGUCUCCAACCACCAGAGCAUCCUGGACAUGAUGGGCCUCAUGGAGAUCCUCCCCCAGCGCUGCGUACAGAUCGCCAAGCGGGAGCUGCUCUUCCUCGGGCCCGUGGGCCUCAUCAUGUACCUCGGGGGCGUCUUCUUCAUCAACCGGCAGCGCUCCUCCACCGCCAUGACGGUGAUGGCUGACCUGGGCAAGCGCAUGGUCCGUGAGAACCUCAAAGUGUGGAUCUACCCUGAGGGCACCCGCAACGACAACGGGGACCUGCUGCCUUUUAAGAAGGGUGCCUUCUACCUGGCAGUGCAGGCCCAGGUGCCAAUCAUCCCUGUGGUGUACUCCUCCUUCUCCUCCUUCUACGACACCAAGACGCAGCUCUUCACCACAGGAACGGUCAAGGUGCGGGUACUGGACCCCAUCCCCACGCGUGGCCUCUCUGUGGCAGACGUGCCUCAGCUCGUGGACACCUGCCACCAGGCCAUGAGGCGCACCUUCCUCCACAUUUCCAAGCGGCCCCAGGAGAACGGAGCUGUCGCGGGGCCUGUCACGCAGUCAGCCCAGUAGCCCAGGCCACAUGGGGUCAGGACCCGGGUGGGCAAGGUGGGAGGCGGAGGCUAGAGAGGGGCAGAGGGGCCCCUCACCCAGCUGCCAAAUAUCACAGAGCGCAGCUCCCUGGCUCCCCGGCUCUCACUCGGGCCCCGGGAGCAGGACACAACCGCGGGCCCCGGUCCCUCAGGGAGUGCCAGUCCCCGGCUUCCAGGAUCUGGCACUAGAGGAGCAGGCCGAGGCUGUGGCCUGCAGGUGGGCUGAGCCCAGGGCCUCAGGACGGCUGGGACCCGCGCCCGGCGCUCCCACCAGGCCCAGCUUUGGUCCUGCUGCCCAGGCCUGCCCGGUGCAGUCAGGUCUAGGCCAUGGCCUGCAUCAGGCUCAGGGCGAGGAGAGGCUCUGGGGACCAGGCCCAGAAUGGGCCGCCGGCCCCGCUGCCCUCAAGGGCUGGCUGUGGGCAGCUCACGACUUUUAUAAACCAACUCUCGAGA
This is a messenger RNA of Tupaia belangeri chinensis (Chinese tree shrew), 1128 nucleotides long. RefSeq names its product 1-acylglycerol-3-phosphate O-acyltransferase 2 (gene AGPAT2). Lineage: Eukaryota; Metazoa; Chordata; Mammalia; Scandentia; Tupaiidae. Gene Ontology annotation, molecular function: 1-acylglycerol-3-phosphate O-acyltransferase activity. The record is from RefSeq and is a predicted model, not a curated record. Gene Ontology annotation, biological process: phosphatidic acid biosynthetic process. Gene Ontology annotation, cellular component: membrane; endoplasmic reticulum.